Molecule: messenger RNA, 1436 nt
Organism: Drosophila innubila
Lineage: Eukaryota; Metazoa; Arthropoda; Insecta; Diptera; Drosophilidae
Product: homeobox protein B-H1
Exons: 3
Coding region: 1-1365 (454 amino acids)
Biological process (GO): central nervous system development; regulation of DNA-templated transcription; neuron differentiation
Molecular function (GO): DNA binding; DNA-binding transcription factor activity, RNA polymerase II-specific
Source: RefSeq, a predicted model, not a curated record
AUGUUGCAGAAUCCAUCCAAAUAUCACGCAAAUCCUUUGUCACACUUUCUCGCAUUGCAUAACACACAAGCCAAUGGCGUGGCACAUGCACACGCACACGGACACGGACACGGACACGGACAUGGACAUGGACAGUUGCAACCACAUCAUUCACUGCCCACGGCAGCGUUGGCUGCUGCUGCGGCGGCAGCUGCAGUGACGGCAGCGGGUCAAAGUUCAUACCAAAUGGAGCAGCAACAGCAGCAGCAACUUCCACUUUGCCUCCCACCGCCGCCCACCGCAGAGGCACAGUCCCAGUCACAGUCGCACCACCAGCAGCACAGGGAGCACAGGGAGCAACUGGCGACUGCGACGUCGCACGCGCAGCUCAUUGAGGCGGCCGCGGCGCAUACCUCCCUCGAUGUGGGCAAAUCGUUUACAAUAGCCGCCAUUUUGGGUCUCCAACAGCAGAGCAAGGAGUAUAAUAAUGCCAUUAAUUUGUCUCUCAAUGGCGGCAACGCUGUGGACCACGACAACAACAACAGCAAGUGCUACAACAACAAUAACAUAAACAACACCAACAACAACAACAACAGCAACAACUAUGGCAAUAACAACAGUCAAAGUGUAAAUAACUUCAAUUGUGAUAACAACAGCAGUCGUUACCUGCCCACAGUGCAACACUCGCAUCCGCAUCCGCAUCCGCUUCCGCAUUCGCAUUCCCAUCAGCGGGCUAAUUUCGCUGCUGCUGCCGCCGUCGCCGCUGCCGCCGCAGUGGGUGGGGCACCCUCGGCCUUGCAGAGUCUGCAGCAGCUGCAUCAGCAUCACGCACAGCAGGCGUCACUGACUUUUCAACGGGACAAGCUCAAGUCGGAUUCACAUAAGAAGAGUGCGCUGAAGAACAAACGCGUGCGUACAAUCUUCACGCCGGAGCAACUGGAAUGCUUGGAGGCGGAAUUCGAGCGUCAGCAGUACAUGGUUGGACCGGAGCGUUUAUAUCUGGCACACACUCUUAAGCUGACGGAGGCACAGGUGAAGGUCUGGUUCCAAAAUCGACGCAUUAAAUGGCGUAAACAUCACUUGGAAUUGACACAACAGCGUCUGGCGUUGAUCAGACAAACUCAAUUGCCAGGUGGAGCAGCAGCAGCAGUUGCUGCGGCUGCAUCAUCAACAACAACAACAACAACAUCCGCCGAGCUGCCGUUGACCGCUGCCUGUAGCACCGCAUCUCCUAGUCUGCUGGAUGAGGAGAAUGAGGAUAGCAAACAUUCGCUUUCUCUACCACUGCGGCCUUUGAGUCAUGCUUCCGAAUCGGAUUUAUCCAUAUGUAAUGAUUCUCUAGACCUGGAUGGCGACAGUCUUAUGGAUGGUAGUGAGGAGGCAUAAACGUUCGAAUAAUGCCACAAAAUCUUGUAAAUAUAGUACAAUAAAUGUGUAUAAUAUGCGCCCAUCUAUGG